Messenger RNA from Fusarium oxysporum Fo47, 1440 nucleotides. RefSeq lists its product as uncharacterized. NCBI's taxonomy places the organism in Eukaryota, Fungi, Ascomycota, Sordariomycetes, Hypocreales, Nectriaceae. The record is from RefSeq and is a predicted model, not a curated record. The transcript is spliced from 2 exons. The coding region runs from base 1 to 1440 and encodes 479 amino acids.
AUGUCUUCCUCUUCGCCCGUCGCCCAUGCUUCGCCCCACCUUCGAAAGCCGCUCGACACCCAAAGGGGAACUGGCGGCGAUAUGUCUAUGAUGUUCUUCGCCCAACCAGACUGCCCCUCUAGAUUUGCUCACCAGGAUCAGCAUCGCAUCAAGGGCCUCAAUGCCGAAACGCUCGCCCGCAUCUUCUUGCCUCCCCCCUCGUGGUUGUUGGCUGCGGAAUAUGCGCCCUUGCGGUCCGACGUUGACGGCUCGUCAACAUCCAUCUUCUUCAGUCUCAAUCUCUCGAUUUACAAUCAACCUAUUGUUGCCUCAGAAUGGAUCGAAGAGUGGUUCUUCAUGAAUGGCCGCGUCCACCCGUACGCACUUGCGUGGGAGGUUGAGCAGCAUGACGGUUUAGAAUCGGAUGCAGACUGCACCCUUCUCUACACGAUGCCUGCCCUCAUCGUCCGUGAUCAAGGCUAUCAGCCCGUGCUUCCCAGGCUCUUCGCCUCCAUGGACAGCUUCCCCUGUGUCCCGCCCAUCGUUUCCUUCGCUGGCCCUGUCACCGGCCCUGGUCACUCCUUGCUGCGACAGGACCUCCUCCCAGGUCUGGACGCCACCCAACUGAAGUGCUGCGGCUUCAUCCAGCUUUCCACUUAUCUUGGUCCUGGGAACCCCCACAAGCCUCCAUUCAGAGGCUUCCACCCUUUCCAGGUCUUCGUCAUCUUUCCCAUUCACACGAAUCCCUGGGCCAUCCUGUGCAAGAAAAUGACCGAGAGGCGAGAUUCCCAGUUCCAGCCUAACGCCCAAUUCACCUGCACAGGGAAAGUCGCUGGCCUGCUUGAUCAUCGCGUUAUGGUCCAUCCGCCAGGGUUCCAAAGAGACAAUGUCUUUAUUGUCGUUCCCGAUUCCUGGACUUUUCUCGACAAGACCACCACCCCCACAACUCAACCGGUCUUGCCUCUCUCAGCGCCACCAAAACGACAAGCAUCCUCAGCUACCUCUUCUUUCCAGGAUAUACGCGCUGCCUGCUAUUCACUGGCUACACCUAGCCCUCUUCCACCAAGUCCUCCAACUUCAUCCUCAGGCCAGCCCGAUACACCACCGCUAAAGCGGCACUAUCCUGACCAUGCCCAGACGCCAACAAAGAGGCAGCGUGUGCUGCAGCCGGCCCCAGCCCUUUCCUCUACGCCUGACAGUUGCAGCACUGUCACUCAACCUUUCCCUGCCUCAGCCUCAACGUCUUCCUCUAGCGAGCCAAACACUACUAGGCAGGGUCCUGCCUCGGUGAACCUUUCGACGCCUGCCCUUGAUUCAAUCGUCGCUUCACCAUCAGACUCGCCAAACCGGCCACAUCGAAGCCGCCAACCUACCAAAAGAAUUCUAGAAAAGGAAUAUAACAACAUGAACAAUAAUCAGCUGCAAUACUCUCAGGUGGAAAAUAAACCAAAACCAAAUUAG